CGCGGAAAAAAAAAAAAGCGGUAAAUUACAGUCCGUCUCCUCUUCACCGAAGGACAUGCCCGUAUUCCCUAACGCAUGGACUCCAUAAUCUCCUCGGCGCUCGAAGAAAUCUGCUCCCAUGGCGACGCCGGCGUCUCUCUUCGCGCUCUCUGGUCCACUAUCAAGCCCUCACUCGCCGCCUCCAGCCUCGACCUCUCCCCGGGCGUGAAGCAAGCCCUGUGGACUGGCCUACUUGGCGUUCCCGCGCUCCGGUUCCAUGGUCAAAGCGCCACUUUCGUCGCCUCCGAUAAUUCCGUGCAGUCCUUCGAAGCCGCCGAGAAUCUGAACGUCAAGCUCGUCGCCGAAGAGCGUCUCAGGGACAACUUUCUUGGCCUCUACAACGCCCCCCCCGCCAAUGCCGCCAUUCCUUUGCCCCAGCGGCGCGCUCUCCAGCGCCUCGCUGUUGCUCGAAAAUAUGGAAUUACACAAAACCAUCUAGCCAAAGAGUUUGGUAUUGAAGGAAAAAACUUGUUCUAUAUAUUGAGGAACCUUGAAUGUCAGGGGUUAAUUGUGAGGCAAUCUGCGGUUGUGAAGACGAAAGAUGCCUGUGAAGAAGGGGAAUCAAGAAAUAGUGCGAGUGUGACAACCAAUUUAGUGUACUUAUCUCGCUAUGCAAAGCAUUUGGGCUCUCAACAAAAAUUUGAGAUCACCAAGGAAGAACAAUCUACUGAGAGUCUCGGUAAUGUAAAGGGACGUGCUGUAAGUGGAGAUUGUUUGGGAGGCAAAAAAAUAAAAGAGGAUGUGCUGGUGAAGGAUUAUCUUCCAGCCAUGAAGGCAGUCUGUAAUAAACUUGAAAAUGCAAAGGGCAAGGUUCUAGUCAUUUCGGAUAUUAAAAAAGAUUUGGGUUAUAUUGGAUCUUCUUCUGGACAUAGAGAAUGGAGACAGGUUUUGUCCAGAUUGAAAGAUGCCCAUAUUGUGGAGGAGUUUGUCGCUGAAGUGAAUGAGAAGGUUUCCCUAAAGAAAAAAAAAGUGAAUGAGAAGGUUGAAUAUUGCCUGCGUCUAUUAAAGACUUUUUCUCCCCAGGCUUUUGGAUGUGUAGAUGAUAUUGGUGACGAACAGAUAAAGUUUGGAAGGAAAUGUCGUUCCAGUGAUCAGCUUAUGGAACUCCCCAUUGAGCAUCAGAUAUAUGACAUGAUUGAUGUUGCUGGUUCUGAGGGCUUGACUGUGAUGGAGAUUUGCAAGAGACUUGGGAUUGACAAUAAGAAGAACCAUAACCGGCUUGUCAGUAUGUUCUCCAGGUUUGGAAUGGAUCUGCAGGCAGAAAACCACAAGAAAUGUGUGGCAUAUCGAGUUUGGACGCCUGGGCGACGCAAUCCUGAAUCAGCUAAUGCAUUUUCUAAUAAACCAAACGUAGCCAAUGAUGAUAGAAUUUCCACCGGGAUUUUUGAUAAGCUAGAUGCUCUUGACAGGCCGUCUAAUAACUAUCCAGAGUCUGAUCCUUCAAAUUUGACUGGUGGUAUUGAUACUCCCAAAAAGAUGAAAAGUAGCGAAACUAAUACUGAGAUUUCAAGUGGAUCCUCUAAGGAUACUGAGGCCAACCUUUUAAGUAACAAUUCACAAGUGACGCUCCUUGAAUCGAGAGAUGAGGGUGGACUUGACAUAGUGAGUGCGGAAAUGGGAAGGAACAUUGUUCUAUUGGAGACACCACCAGUUGCAUUGAAGCCUUUUAGUUCUGGAUCACAUCGGAGGCAUCCAUCUUUGACUGUGGACAGUAUGAGAAGGGAGAAAAAGUUACUUGAACGGUUGCAGAAUGAGAAGUUCAUCUUGAUACCAGAGCUACAUAAGUGGCUAGUGAGUGUUGAGAAAGACAAAUCCACCACUACAGACAGGAAAACUAUUUUUCGGCUUCUAAACAAACUUCAGCAGCAACAGCUCUGCAAAUGCAUGCAAAUCAAUGUUCCUGGUGUCACAAAUUAUGGUGGUAGCCGAAUGUUUCAUGUGGUUCUACACCCAUCUGAAAGCUUAUCUCCUGAACUAGUUUCUGAAAUUUAUGACCGACUUAGGUCUUUUGAGAUCCAAAGUCGCGGGCAGUGCUCGUCUCGGUCAAAGAACAAUGACUCAGUUCCUGUACUGAAAGGUGUUGAGAGAACUAAGAUUCAUGUCAAGUCCGAUGUCCAAGCCAUUAGAUCAGAAGCCAUGCGUGCUAACGGUUUUAUCUUGGCAAAAAUGAUUCGUGCAAAGCUGCUACAUGGUUUCUUGUGGGAGAACCUUUAUGGUUCUGAAGGUUCUAAUGGCGCUUCAUCAUCUAAAAAAGUCGUGUUCGAGCUGAGCAAUCCUCACAGCAGUAGCAAAUUGUUCUCUCUGGAGGCAGCAAUUAAGGCCAUUCCCAUUGAGCUGUUCUUACAAGUUGUUGGAUCUACUCAAAAGUUUAGUGAUAUGAUUGAGAAGUGCAAGAGAGGAUUGUGUCUCUCUGAUCUUUCGGUUCAAGAGUACAAGUCUUUGAUGGAUGCUCAUGCAACUGGAAGGCUCUCAAUGCUUGUUGACAUUUUGCGACGGUUAAAGUUGCUUCGGAUGGUAAGUGGUGAGUGUGCAAAAGAUGGAUCCCAACUUUUGCAAGCAACCUUUACACAUGCAAUGGAGCUAAAGCCUUAUAUUGAGGAACCAAUUUCGAAAGCUGCAAUCUCUUUGAGUUUUAGACUUCUUGAUCUCCGCCCACGAAUUAGACAUGAUUUUGUCCUCUCGAAUAGAAAAGCUGUUGAUGAGUAUUGGCAAACUUUAGAAUAUUGUUAUGCAGCUGCUGAUCCAAGAGCAGCUUUACACGCGUUCCCUGGAUCUGCUGUUCAUGAAGUAUUUCUUUUCCGGUCAUGGGCUUCUGUUCGAGUUAUGACGGCUGAUCAGCGGGCUGAGCUCUCGAAGCGUGUGAUGAAGGACGAUCAAAGUGGAAAACUUUCAUUUAAGGAUUGCGGCAAGAUCGCAAAGGAUCUCAAUUUGUCUUUAGAACAGGUGCUUCGCGUCUAUUAUGAUAAGCGCCAAUCACGUCUUAAUAAAUUUCCUAGUGAAAGGGAUGACUUCCAAACAUUAAGGAGUAACCGUAUUUCAUCUUUACGGAUAAGGGAAAGAUCUCCUGAAAUGAGGUCAGUGAAGUUCAGAAAAGUUGAUGAGGUAACUGGACAGUUGGGCAAGCAGAGUUGUGGCACAUCACCAGAUACCAAGGACUCAUUCAUGGAAGGAGAACUUUUAGUCCCUCCAGAAAAGCAUGAGAUGGAUUUGCAAGCGUUUCAGGAGGAUGAUCAUCUAGAAAAUGGCGGGAAUGCUGAACCAAAUGAAGAUGAUGAGGAUUGUUAUUCUGCUUUUUCGAGGAUGAAGCCAGCACGUCAAAGAAGGUUUUCAUGGACAGAGGAAGCUGAUAGGCAAAUGGUGAUCCAAUAUUCUAGAUAUCGUGCUGCACUUGGGGCGAAAUAUCACCGCACCGAUUGGGCUUCAAUUCCCAACCUUCCAGCACCUCGAAGUCCCUGCAAGAAAAGAAUGGCAUUACUAAAUAAGAAUGUAAGAUUCAGAGAAGCUUUAAUGAGGCUUUGUAACAUUCUCAGUGCACGAUAUGUAAAGUUCCUCGAGAAGAUGGAGAACAAGCUGCUUGAAAAAGAUGAUUGCAAAUCGGGUGAAGGUAUUGAUACAAAUUCUGAUGAUAGCGGCAAACAUACUAGAGAGACAUGUUCUGAGGAGGGGCCAUGGGAUGAUUUUGAUAAUGAUAGCAUUAAAGUCGCCCUUGAUGAGGUUCUCCGGUGCAAAUGGAUGGCUAAACUGGAUGCAUCAAAAAGAGUAGGGUCUACCUAUGAGGAGUGGUCUGAUCUAAAUAUUGAUGCUGAGAAACACGAUUCUGAAUUAGCUGCAACAAUUUCUAGUUCUGGCGAUGUUCAAAACCUUGAUGGAAAACAACAGAAACUUCCCAUACGUAGAUCACGGGCUCAACGCCUUCAUAAAAAGUUCAUUAAUCUUUUGAAUGAAGAAGUUAAAGUCAGCAGGAAAGUGUAUAAUUCAGUGGCUAUUUCUAAUGCUGUAGAGCUGUUUAAGCUUAUUUUCCUAAGUACCUCUACUUCACCAGCAGUGUCCAAUAGGUUAGCAGAAAUUCUACGGCACUACUCAGAGCAUGAUCUUUUUGCAGCUUUUAACUUCCUUAGAGAGAGGAAAUUUAUGGUUGGUGGUAGUGGUAAUCAACCCUUUUCACUUUCACAACAGUUCAUGCAUAAUGUUUCUAAGUCACCAUUUCCGACUAAUUCAGGAAACAGAGCUGCUAAAUGUGCUAAUUGGCUCCAUGAAAGUGAAAAUGAUCUUACAGGAGGAGGGCUUGAUCUCAGUGAUGAUUUACAGUGUGGGGAUAUUUUUCAUUUGUUCGCUUUAGUUUCCUUAGAUCAGUUAUCUCUCUCUCCAUGUUUGCCAGAUGAAGGUGUUGGAGAGGCUGAGGAUACGAGAGGCUUGAAGAGAAAAAUCGAUACUAACGAGUACCCUGAUAGUGAUAAGGGUAAGAAACUGAAAUCCUUGGUUGCAGCAGAAGGUGAAAUAAUUUCUCGCCGAGAAAAAGGUUUUCCAGGUAUAGUGGUAUCCAUAAACCGGACGGGACUUUCUACAGCUGAAGCUGUUGAUUUGUUCAGAGAUACUUGUAUUGAUGAACUUGACGGAAAGGAUACAAGUGACACUACUUCAGGUCCCGAUAAAUUCCCUCAUUUGGACCACAUAAAGGAAAUGCAAGAUUCAGGCUGCAAUAUCUCUACAGUAGAGAACAGUAGUGAGUCACCUUGGAUAGCUAUGUCAACUUAUGCUGCAUCUUUGCUGCCAAUACAUUCUGAUCAAGAAAAACCUAGUCCUAUCGAUCCUGAGAUUUUUAGGGCUGUUUAUGCUGCCAUUCCGAAGGCUGGUGACCAAGGUUUGAGCAUGGAAGAAGUUUCUCAAGUCAUAAAUAUUCCAGGUGAAAAGAUGUCCAGACUAAUAAUUUCUGUGCUCCAAACAUUUGGACGAGCUUUAAAGGUUAAUACUUUCAACUCUGUGCAUGUUGUUGAUGCUCUGUAUCGUUCCAAGUAUUUCCUGACAUCAGCUGCAGAUACAUGUCAAGUUCUCAAAGCACCUUCUUGGGUGGAGACCAUACAGGAUGAUGUCAGCCGCUUAGUCCUCCAUGAUUCUGGUGGUGCUUAUACACGAGGCGAAAUCAACGUGAAUGCUGAUGAUGUGCACAAAGUGUCUCUCCUUAAUUUUCCUGAAGAAGUUACCGAGUCCUUCAAUGAAAAUCAAACUAGCAAUGUGCAUGGAGGCUGUAUGCAGGGAGAACUUGUUUUAACUGGAGGGGCUAAAGCAGAUCAAUCUGUAUUUUCUUCUGGUGAAUUAUGUCUGCCAAUAUUGCCAUGGAUAAAUGGAGAUGGCAGAAUUAAUAAGGCCAUUUACAAAGGACUAAGAAGACGUGUGCUUGGAAUAGUGAUGCAAAAUCCAGGGAUUUUGGAGGAGGAAAUUAUCAAUCAGAUGGACGUGUUGAACCCUCAGAGCUGUAGAAAAUUGUUGGAGAUGAUGAUUUUGGAUAAACACCUUGUUGUGAAGAAGAUGCAUCAAACUAUGUCCAACUCGCCUCCGGCCAUUCUCGCGACCUUCUUCAGAAGCAGCUUUAGCAAACCAAAGUUGGUCUGUCGGGAGCAUUUUUUUGCAAAUCCUCUGAGUACGUCUUUACUAUAAGGAAGCUAUUCUUGAUUUUGGGAACAUAGAAAAAAGCUAUUAACAUAGCUUUGUUGUGUAGAAGAAAAGAACUUUUGGGGCUAAAUACAUAAUUAUCUCAAAAGAGGGGGAAUUUUUUUUUCAGAUUCAAGAUUUUCAUCAAACAAACCAGUUUUCCCGCAAGUGGAUUGUCUUCUUCU
This is a messenger RNA of Morus notabilis, 5873 nucleotides long. RefSeq lists its product as uncharacterized. The record is from RefSeq and is a predicted model, not a curated record. The transcript has 18 exons. NCBI's taxonomy places the organism in Eukaryota, Viridiplantae, Streptophyta, Magnoliopsida, Rosales, Moraceae. Bases 76 to 5694 code for a protein of 1872 amino acids. Gene Ontology annotation, cellular component: transcription factor TFIIIC complex. Gene Ontology annotation, biological process: 5S class rRNA transcription by RNA polymerase III; transcription initiation at RNA polymerase III promoter. Gene Ontology annotation, molecular function: DNA binding.